AUGGAUUCAGCAAAGGUUCAUUUACAAAUUAAUGCUGGAAAAUGUAUUUACGAUGGAAAAAUGGUGAAACCGGAUAAACGGAAGGGCAAAUUGGUUCUUUACAAAAUAUAUGAUAAUCUUUACAACUUUCAGUGGAUUAAUAGAGAAAAUAACGAAAUUGAGGAUAAUUUUAUAUUAACCAAAAGCAUUUCCUUAGAACGAGUUCAACAAUGUAAGACUGGAAGAGUCUAUAUAUUAAGAAAUAAAUCGAGAGGCGAAGUUUCCUUUUAUUGGAUGCAGGAUUAUGAUGAUUCAAAGGACGAAAUUUUCGUUAAGGAAUUUAACUCCAUUAUAACAAAUGAACUAGCAAACA
Molecule: messenger RNA, 352 nt
Organism: Plasmodium gaboni
Lineage: Eukaryota; Apicomplexa; Aconoidasida; Haemosporida; Plasmodiidae
Product: putative 26S proteasome regulatory subunit RPN13
Exons: 6
Biological process (GO): ubiquitin-dependent protein catabolic process
Cellular component (GO): cytoplasm; nucleus; proteasome regulatory particle, lid subcomplex
Molecular function (GO): endopeptidase activator activity; proteasome binding; ubiquitin binding
Source: RefSeq, a predicted model, not a curated record